GCCUCUUCAUCCAGCUCUAGUGGAGGAUUCUCAUAUUUUGUGUGUUUUUUUUUGUUUUGUUUGCUUGUUUGUUUAUUUUGGCCGUUUAUGUCCUCCUUGGCGGUUCGUUGAACAUGUACGGACGGCAAUGUUAUUGUUUAGUUCAAGAGGCGAGCGCGUGAAAGCGAGCCGUUGCUCCUCAGCUGCGUCGCGUAACGGAAAAUGGAGCCAAAGAAAGCUAGCUUAGUAGCUAUGGCAAAGUUUGUGUGUGGUACAGUAGAUAGGUGUGUGGGGAGAGCUGGGAAGUAACGUGCGUACGGACGAACCUGUCAGAAGAUUUGGACAGCCAGGACAAGUGCUUUGUGGUCUGUUUACAUUUAGUCCAAGACGAGGCGUUUAAAAAGAAACACACACACACACACACACACACACACACACACACACACACACACACAGCUGUAACGUUUUUAACGGGCGCGUUUAGUGCUUCUGACUGACGGAGCUUCACAUCUGAAACAUGACGCCGUGACCAGAGAGAGACAGUCUCGCUUGGGUAGCUUGUGUUAAGCUCUCGCUUUUGCGUGGCUCACUCGUUUUGGUUUUGCAAGCUGCUCCGACUGUUUUGAUCCCGGAAAUCCUGAAAGAAGUCUAAUUUAGCAGUCUAAUUUAGAUUUAAAGGCAGCGAGUUGCUUCAUUUGGACUUGCGUAACUUGCAGGAACGCUACCUUUUUUUUUUUAAUCAGUGGAUCCAAAUAGUGGGAAAUAAUAAUAACACGCUUUGUGUAUUCAACACAUCAGGAUCCGAAUGACCAAAUGUUGUGUAAGGUGAUUUAAAAGCUGCAUCCGCUUCAUGUGCACGAUUUGAGGGACUUGAAGACCUGAGGCUUCUGUGACCUCCACCCUGUCUGAUGGAGCUGUGCCUGGCCUGCUUGCCGCUCGUCACGUUGCUGACCCUCCUGACCUCUGAGGUCACGCCGUCCCUUGGCCAAAAGGUUUACACAAACACAUGGGCCGUCCAUAUAAGCGGAGGAGAGGAGGAAGCCAACCGCAUUGCCCAAAAGCAUGGUUUCAUUAACCACGGCAAUAUAUUUGGAGAAUACUACCAUUUUCGGCACCGCAGGGUGGUGAAAAGGUCUUUAUCUCAACACAGAGGAACACACAUUCGCCUGCACAGAGAGCCCCAGGUAAAAUGGACAGAGCAGCAAGUGGUGAAACCGAGGAAGAAGAGGGACAUUUACUCCGAGCCUGUUGACCCCAAGUUUGCACAGCAGUGGUACCUGUACAAUAGCAACGACCGUGACCUCAAUGUGAAGGAAGCCUGGAAGCAGGGUGUUACGGGACAGGGUGUGGUGGUGUCCAUAUUGGAUGACGGAAUCGAGAAGAACCAUCCAGACCUCGAGCGUAAUUAUGAUCCUGAUGCCAGCUAUGACGUGAACGAUGGAGAUCCAGACCCUCAGCCUCGAUACACCCAGCUCAACGAUAACAGACAUGGCACACGAUGUGCUGGAGAGGUAGCUGCUGUUGCCAACAAUGACAUCUGUGGUGUCGGUGUAGCCUACAAUGCCAAGAUUGGAGGUGUUCGGAUGUUGGAUGGAGAGGUGACCGAUGUGGUGGAAGCUCAAUCUCUCAGCCUCAACCCUCAGCAUAUAGACAUCUACAGCGCUAGCUGGGGGCCGGAGGAUGACGGAAAAACGGUGGAUGGCCCUGCCAAGCUGGCAAAGGAGGCUUUUUUACGAGGAGUAACUGAGGGUCGCCGUGGGCUGGGCUCCAUCUUUGUGUGGGCAUCCGGUAACGGGGGCCGGGAGAAAGACAGCUGCAACUGUGACGGCUACACCAACAGCAUCUACACUCUCUCAAUCAGCAGCAGCACGCAGUAUGGCAACGUGCCGUGGUACAGCGAGGCCUGCUCCUCCACCCUCGCCACCACCUACAGCAGCGGAGGACUCAACGAGAAACAGAUUAUCACUACAGACCUGAGACAGAAGUGUACAGACUCGCACACAGGCACCUCGGCUUCAGCUCCUCUGGCUGCAGGAAUCAUAGCCCUCGCCCUGGAAGCCAAUAAAAACUUGUCAUGGAGGGAUAUGCAGCAUCUGGUUGUGAGGACAUCUAACCCAGCUCACUUGAUCACUAACGAUUGGAAGACCAAUGGGGUUGGACGCCAAGUAAGCCACUCGUAUGGAUAUGGCCUGCUGGAUGCUGCUGCCAUCGUGGCCCAGGCCAAGAACUGGACCAGUGUGGGCCCUCAGCAGAAGUGUGUCAUCUCCAUGUUGUCUGAGUCCAGGAACAUUGGGAGCCACCUGGUGAUCAACAGGAGCGUAGACGCGUGUUCAGGCAAGCCCAACUUUGUGAGCUCUCUGGAACAUGUCCAAGCCCAGCUCACACUGUCCUACAACCGUCGUGGAAACCUGGCCAUCUACCUGAUCAGCCCACAGGGCACCCGGUCAACUCUGCUCACCCCCAGACCUCAUGACUACUCCUCUGAAGGCUUCAACGACUGGGCCUUUAUGACCACCCACUCAUGGGACGAAGACCCUCGCGGCGAGUGGACUCUGGAAAUUGAGAAUGUGGCUGGAACCAGUGACUACGGCACUCUAACACAGUUCACGCUGGUUCUCUACGGCACUGCCUCUGCAUCAGCUGGCUUGUCCACACCAGACUCCGUCCAACUCCCUGAAGACGGCUGUAAAACCUAUGACCUCAGUCAGAUUUGCACAGAGUGCAACCCCGGGUUCUACAUGUACCAGCAGGGUUGUGUACAUGAGUGCCCUGCAGGCUUCACGUCUGUCUCCCAGUCUGAGCUUUCCUCUUAUAACGAUGUGGCUGCUGUCCUGCAUCCAACCUGCAUGCCCUGCCAUGAGCUCUGCCUUACCUGCAGCGGCACAGGGCCAAGAGACUGUCUCUCAUGCCCACCCCACAGCCACCUGGACCUACUCACUGGUACCUGCCAGCACCAGAACCAGAUUCAGCGUGAAUCACCCGAUGCUGGGUUGUUCCAAUUGCGCGGCAGCGCCUCUUCUGGCAUCAUGAAUCUACAGCUCUCGUCCAGUCUGCCUGCCACUGUGGCAGUGCUCUGCUGUGCCUUUAUCGCAGCCACCUUUGUAGUGGUGUUUGGCCUGCUUCAGUUCCACUCCUAUAGCGUCACUAAAAUGUACAGUUCUGAAGCCGGCGUGGGCUCUGUAAUGCGCGCAAGCUUCGGCCUGAGCAUGGCGCGCAGCGACAUCAUUUCCUACAAGGGUAUACCAAGCAUGUGUAAUGAAGAUGGGGGCAACUCUGAGUCUGACAACGAUGAGUUCGACAUCCACAAUGAGAGAACUGCCUUCAUCAAAACAAAAAGUGCUCUUUAACCCUUUCCCCACACACUUUUGCUAUCUAUCUUCUCCUCAACUAUUUUCUUUCUUUAUCUUUUUGACGAUAUGGUCUUUCACGGGCUUGUCUCCCCUUUUCUUUUUUGGGGUUUGAUCCUGCAGUUUAUUUAUUAUUCCUAUUUUCCUCCAUAGUGGUGAACCAUAAUAUCAGGGCCACUCUGCACACACCUGGCCUCGGUGCCUCUAAAAGAACGCCUCCAUGGCUGAUUGGCUGGAGGAUGAGACAAAAAAACAAAAAGUUGAUUGUCCCAGGCUUGCCAGCAGGACUCUCCAAAAACACAAUAAACACAAUGAUUGUCA
Molecule: messenger RNA, 3647 nt
Organism: Ictalurus punctatus (channel catfish)
Lineage: Eukaryota; Metazoa; Chordata; Actinopteri; Siluriformes; Ictaluridae
Gene: furina
Product: furin (paired basic amino acid cleaving enzyme) a
Exons: 16
Coding region: 888-3326 (812 amino acids)
Biological process (GO): peptide hormone processing
Cellular component (GO): Golgi membrane; trans-Golgi network
Molecular function (GO): serine-type endopeptidase activity
Source: RefSeq, a predicted model, not a curated record